Tetrahymena thermophila SB210 is the source of this 546-nucleotide messenger RNA. RefSeq names its product transmembrane protein, putative. The record is from RefSeq and is a predicted model, not a curated record. The transcript has a single exon. NCBI's taxonomy places the organism in Eukaryota, Ciliophora, Oligohymenophorea, Hymenostomatida, Tetrahymenidae.
AUGACUUAUAGAAAAAACAAAUUAAUCAUUUCUAAAAAUAUGACUAGUUACAAGCAGCUUUAUAGGAUGCAUUUGUUAAUUCUAAUAGCAAAUAUAACUCUCCAAGUCUAACUGACUAUAAUAGUACAUAAAAGUAUUAUCAAGAUAACUUAAUCCCUAGUAAUAAUACUUACUUUAGUCCAAGUGAGAAAAAAGGUGUUGAAGAAAAUAAUAAUUUAUAAGGAGAUGAUAACUAUCCUAGUCUAGUUUCUCCAGAAUUUUAAGAAAAUGAAAAAAACAAAAGAUCUAAACAACUUCUAAAAGAUUAAUUAAUAAGAGAAAAUGAAAACUAAAAUGAGUCUCAAAAAAAUUUAGAAAACAAUUAAAAAGAAUAAAUUUAAAACAUAUAAAACGAUUAAUAAAAUAAAGAUGAUUUAAAUGAUUUUGAACAAUAAGACGAAUUAAAUAAAAUAAAGAGAUCAAAAAAUUAAAAAAAUAGUUUUGAAAAAUAGUAAGUGCAUAGUGAUCUUUAAAAUGAAGAUAGUGAAUACGAUAACGAAUUUCUGA